Molecule: messenger RNA, 3171 nt
Organism: Sciurus carolinensis (gray squirrel)
Lineage: Eukaryota; Metazoa; Chordata; Mammalia; Rodentia; Sciuridae
Gene: Dnase1l1
Product: deoxyribonuclease 1 like 1
Exons: 8
Coding region: 317-1291 (324 amino acids)
Biological process (GO): DNA catabolic process
Cellular component (GO): nucleus
Molecular function (GO): DNA nuclease activity
Source: RefSeq, a predicted model, not a curated record
GGCGGAGCUGGAGCGGGCUUGCUCAUCUGGAGAGGUUGGGUGUCCCGCCCGGCCCUGCUGGGUGGGUCAGGAAGACAGUUUCCUCUUUUGCCUCUCCGGUCCCUACCCCGGCAGGUGCCGCGAUCCCGUGGGGUGUCGCGAUCCGCUUAAGGCUGAGGCAGGCGUGGAGACAAGCAGGCAUGAGCAGCCAUAUGUGAAGACAUUGGCAGGUGUCCCCAGGGAGAGAGACAGAAAACCUGCAAGGUGAGCACUGCUUAACCAAAUCCAGCUGGGCAGUUUCGAUUCUUCUGGAGAGACGCCUUUGCUGCAUGCAGUCAUGCACAGUCUAGCUGCAUUCCUGCUUAUCCUCCUGGCUGGUGGUACUGAGACCUUUCGCAUCUGUGCCUUCAACACCCAGCGGCUGACACUGGUCAAGGUGGUCACGGAGCAAGUGAAGGACACCUUAGUUCGGAUUGUGGCUCGCUGUGACAUCAUGGUGCUGCAGGAGGUGGUGGAUUCUUCUAAUAAGACUAUUUCCUUCCUGCUUCAAGAACUCAAGCGCAGGUUUGAUGGCUCCAGACGCUAUAGCUCCCUGGACAGCUCCAGGCUGGGGCGAAGCACAUACAAGGAGAAGUAUGUGUACAUCUACCGGUCCGACAAGACACAGGUCCUGAAUUCCUACCAGUAUGAAGAUGAGGAUGACCUAUUUGCCCGGGAGCCCUUUGUGGCCCAAUUCACUUUGCCUAGCAAAAUCCUUCCCAGCCUGGUGCUGGUCCCGCUGCACACGACUCCUAAGGAUGUAGAAAAGGAGCUGAAUGCCCUAUACGAUGUGUUUCUGGAUGUCUCCCAGCGCUGGGAAAGCAAGGAGGUGAUCCUACUUGGAGACUUCAAUGCUGACUGUGCAUCACUGCCCAAAAAACGCCUAAGCCAGCUGCUACUGCGGACUAAAGCAGGCUUCCACUGGGUGAUUCCUGAUGGGGAGGACACCACAGUGAGGGCCAGUACCCACUGCACCUACGACCGCAUUGUGAUGCACGGGGAGGGCUGCCAGAGCCUGCUGCAGGCUGCAGCCGCCUUCAACUUCCCCAAGAGCUUCCAGCUUACUGAGGAAGAGGCCCUCAGCAUCAGUGACCACUACCCUGUGGAGGUGGAGCUCAAUCAGACUGCUCACAGCGUCCAGCCCCUCAGCCUGCCCACUCUGCUGCUGCUGUCACUGCUGUUGUUACUCGUGCCCUCAGCUGGGCCCGGUAGCCUGAAUCCCCUAGAGCUGGCUGCCCAUGGAUGUGAGGUCCACACCGCCUUUAGGACUUAAAUCUUGGUCUCACCCAUUCAGUCCGUUCUUCCCUGGUGCUAAAGUGACUCCUUUUAUUUGGUUUGGAUUUUCUUCUUGGUAUUAGAAGCAGCAGCCAGGCGCCUGAGGCUGGACCUGUGCUGCUUGCUCCCUUUCAGGAAGUGUCAGGAGUGGAAACAAAGCAGGUUCCAGGGCUGGGGGGAUGAGCUCAGGUGGCAUCUCUGCCAAACCUUGCAGGGCUCAGAAGGGGGCCUCCUCACACAUUGUAUGUCUAUUAUAUGACAAAAAAGAAACUUACAAAGGAUAAAAAGCCAGAUUGGAGAGGUAUUACAAGUGGGUAGCAGAUAUGCCUUAUUGUAUACAGGUUUCAUGAGUCAACAGGAAACCAUUAAUAACCCAGUAGAUACAUGGAUGGAUUUUUAAAAAGAUGGGAUAUAAGGUGUUAUGCCACCACCACCAAAAAAUAGUAAUUAGCCAACAGCAGGAAAACAAAUAAGCUCAUUGCAAUCCUGUAAUUCACAAAAAGCCCCAGUGUCUGGUCAGUAUCAGGGAACAGUAUCAGGGCCAUUUAUAUGUAAACCACAAUCAUGUGGUUUAGAGCAAUCUCCCCAAAGUAAAAAAUAAAGGUAAUUUAUUGGAAAAGUGUUGUAAAAUGGCUCUAAGUGAAAAUUACAAAAGCAGAAAGACGCCAGGCAUAGUGGCGCACACCUGUAAUCAUAGUGGCCCAGCAGUUUGGGGAGGCUGAAGCUUGCAAGAGAUUGUGAAUUCAAAGCCAGCCUCAAUUACUUCUUAGCAAGACUGUCUUUAAAAUAUAAAUAGGGCUGGGGAGGUGUCUCAGUGGUUAUAGUGGCCCUGGGUUCAAUCCCCAGCACCAAAAGUGGAUAACGCCUCUCAGGGUGCAGACUGGAGCCUGGGGGAGCUAGGUGCCUCAAGGUAGCUGCUGGAAGCAGGACACUUCCAACAUGGGACCUGUGGACUUGAGAGGGGCCUUGUGGCCACUGGGCCCCAGCUCUGGAAACAUCCCUUUAGACUUAUUUCCAAGGACAAGACUCUGAAUAACCAGGAGCAGCUCCCCCUAAACUAUUCCUCAGAACACUGAAGGUCUCAUAACUGGGAGUCCUAGCCAGAGAACCAGGUUUCUCAGGCCAAGGGAUACUACGUGCUUUCUGUCCAAAGGUUUUUUUGUUGUUUUUUUGCCCAUGAGUGGGUAGGAACCUACAGGCGAGUGUAGACUGGCUUGAAUAAGGGGCAGGGAAUUUGGGUAAGCAGCCUAGGACAGUAAACCAAGACCCUUGUACUGGAAAACUGCCAUCAGAACUAGAAUCACACUCAAACGACUCCAACACCUAGUUAAAUGAGAUGGAUGGAGCAUGCCCACUUUUGACAGUGGGCCCCACUGUGUCCCUGACUGGCUUCAAAUGAUCCUGCCUUGGAGAAUCACAAAGCCAGCCUCAGCAACUUAACUAGGUACUGAGCAACUCAAAGACCCUAUCUAAAUAUUUUAAAAAAGGGCUGGGGAUGUGGCUCAGUGGUUAAGCACUCCUGGCUUCAAUCCCUGGUACCAAAAUAAUUGAUACUGAAUAUAUACAACACCCACUUUAAUUCCUUUCUGCACAUUUCCUGUCAUGGUGCUAGUGAUACUUGAGAUUCUUCUGUACAAGUUAGCUACAGGUCAUAAUUUUUUCUCAAUAUUGAUGGGGUAGUGGAUGUACAAAUAAUGGCCUAGGCCUAAGCAACUGCUUCCCUUCCAUUACCACCCUCUCUCCAAUUUUAAUGCUGUUCUACAUACUCCCUGGGAUCUGAGAUUCCAAACAGGCAAUUGAUGAAAAGCUAACAGUAUCAGUACUGUUCUAUGCUGCUAGUACAGUUAUGGCUUCGUGGCUCUUAGUUUUAAAAAUAAA